UGGAACCCCGGCUGCCUCACAGAGACCCCAGCCUCCUGCCCCCUCCCCCCGCCGCCUCUCUGGGCUGUCUGCCAAGGCCUGGGAAGCUGGGUGCUGCUGCGUGGCAUGGGCGUGAAACACAGCCUUCAGACGGGCGGCACUUUGCUCAGCUUCUUGGCCAACAUCCUCAAGGUGCUGUCCACCAGCAGCAACUACUGGAUCCGCUACCAUGGUGGCCACAGCGGCCUGUGGCAGGAGUGUAGCCAAGGCACCUGCUCCAACACCCCGUGCCAGACCAUGCUGUCUAUGACUGGGGCAUGCAUGGUGCUGGCCACCGGCUUCGGAGUGUUGGCCACGGUGAUGGGGCUGCGGAUUCUGUGCCAGCAGGACGGGUCGCUGCGGGGCCAGCAAGCCUGCGCCUGCCUCUUCCUCGUCGGGCUGCUGUUGCUGACCGCCUUGACAGGAUACACAGUGAAGAACGCCUGGAAAAACGACGUCUUCUUCUCCUGGUCCUAUUUUUCGGGGUGGCUGGCUUUACCCUUCUCUAUUCUGGCGGGCCUCUGCUUCUUGCUGGCAGACAUGAUCGUGCAAAGCACGGACGCCAUCAGCAGCUUCCCGGUGUGCCUGUGAGCGCGGCCUGCCUGGUGCAGAAUAAAGACACAGGCUGCA
This is a messenger RNA of Ochotona princeps (American pika), 648 nucleotides long. It is a transcript of the gene CLDND2, whose product is annotated as claudin domain containing 2. The coding region runs from base 106 to 609 and encodes 167 amino acids. Lineage: Eukaryota; Metazoa; Chordata; Mammalia; Lagomorpha; Ochotonidae. The transcript is spliced from 5 exons. The record is from RefSeq and is a predicted model, not a curated record. Gene Ontology annotation, cellular component: plasma membrane.